AUGCAUCCGCAUCUCCACACUCAAAGCAGUGCUGGCUGCGAAGAUGUUAUUGCUGCGUUCGAGGAGUGUCAUGCCCGUGGGUUCCUUUGGAAGUCGAUGGGCAUGUGCAACGGUGCAAAGGACGCGCUCUCCAAGUGUCUGAGGGCGGAAAGGGUAAAACGCCAGACCGAGAACCGCAGCGCUACCGGCGACAAGAAGGCGAGGAUCAAGGCAGCAUGGAAGGAAAUCGACGAAAACUCAUGA
Gaeumannomyces tritici R3-111a-1 is the source of this 243-nucleotide messenger RNA. RefSeq lists its product as hypothetical. The transcript has 2 exons. The record is from RefSeq and is a predicted model, not a curated record. NCBI's taxonomy places the organism in Eukaryota, Fungi, Ascomycota, Sordariomycetes, Magnaporthales, Magnaporthaceae. The coding region runs from base 1 to 243 and encodes 80 amino acids. Gene Ontology annotation, cellular component: mitochondrion.